AUGGCUUCAGGGAAUCGGUUAUCGCGUGAGGAAAAAGGAAAAGAUAUAGCUACCUCGCCGAGCCCGGCUAGGGAUGCGGACGGGGGUCCGUUGGAGGAUUUUGACAUAAUCCAUCGUGACGCUCUGCGGGAUACGGAGAACAUGAGCCUUUCCCAGCAUCUUUUGGUCGCUGACGCCCAUAGGCAGUUUCGCGAAGAAAUCGAAGGAAACGUUGAGGACGAGGAUAGAGAGGCGAGUGGUUCCGAAGCGCCUAGCCUUGUCGUAAGACCCAGGAGACGGGCUCAUCGGAGGGCUCAUAUCGACCAGUCAGACCGUCUUCCCGCACCGAGAAGUGUUCCGUUCGACGAAGUAGACUACCGCCCUGUGAUAUACCACCCCGGUGGGAUUUUCGAAGAAUUACCUUCGCUGCCUCCCGAAGCGUUACGCGACCCACGAGUUCAAUCGUGGGGAAACGUUUUCAGUUCCUGUUCUUCCAACGAGACCGUGAAGAAUUUGCUAAGGGAGAAUGGUGGCGCUGGAGUCACCUUCCUUAUUCCGUCAACCGAUCAGCAGCCGUGGUCGCCACCAGUUGGUUACCAAUGCGUGUACGAAUCCUACUUCAAGGAUCAGACGAAGCUCUGGUUCCCAAUCCCCAGAUUGAUCACGUCUUACGCGUUUCGUCGGGACAUUGCCAUUUCUCAGCUGCUGAACGAGUCGCUGCGCAUAGCCGUCAUGUUGAUGGUUAUGGCCGCGGAGAUGGAUGUUUCGAUGAGCGUGAGGGUGUUCGAGGAGCUGACUUUCACGAAGGCGGAGCCAAACGGGAUCUUUUCAAUAAAGAUGCGAGCGAGUUACAACGUUUUGACGGGUCAUCCCAACAAGACGCAGGAUUGGCAACGCGCAUACUUCUUCAUUAAGUCCGACGAGCAUGCCUUCGAGGAGCCGCCGGGGGACGACUAUCGCGUUUUAUGGAAUCAGCAACUUGUUCGUCAUCCCAAUACGAUUGCCUAUCCCGAGAAAUUCUUCGAAACUGCCCAACUGAUCGCGACGCAUAGUCAUCUCAGGUGGCCGGAUCUUAGUCGAGAGUGGAUACGUCGGCAGCAAGCUAGGAUCGCUAGAGUUGAUUGGGAAUCGAGACUUCCUUGUGUACUCGGUCCCCGCAAGUCACGUCUCUCCCUAUUUACUCGGGAACAACAAAAGCUCCUUAACCAAGCUAGAAAGAUGGAGGGAGUUCCCGACUUUAGUGCCCUGUUGAAAGGGAAGCUUCAAAUGCUCUCAACGAAGUCGUCUUCUGCCGGUGCCUCAGAGGUUAGGCCUGUUCCCGCAGAUGGAGGCGUGAGCUCUGAACCGCCAGCUCAGAGUUCCCCAAAGAAGAAGGCCAAUAAGGCCAAGAAAAAGAGUGUCCCUUUGGAGGAGGCACCAUCCUCUGCUGAUGUCUCUGAAGUCGCGGCUAAGAAGAGGAAGAAGAAAAAGGAGAGCAAGAAAAGGUCUCGUGAGGAGGCUUCUGUUGAGGUUUUGGAGACCUCAACUGCCGCGGGGAACGAUGAUGCGGAAAGAAACGAUCCAACCGAUUCUACUCGGGGAUCACCUGAGGAACAUCCCAAGAAGAGAUUGAAGAAAACGACCGCGGAAGACGAUGGGACUUCUCCUCCCGGAAUCCCUUCUAGUUGCGGGGGACCGGCUACCGAAACCGGAGAUGGCUCACGGGAUGAAUCUCCGUUGAGUAGGGGAGCCCCUUCUUCUUCUAUCCGUGGUGGGACCAAAGAGUUGCCGCCGAUCGACGACUUGUACUUCAAAAAGGAGUACAUUGACGCGGCUAUGGCGAGCAAACGGAGUGACGGGAGCAUGAAUUAUCUCGUUGAGAAGUACGACAGCACCUUGAAGCAGACGAUGGCCGGCGACAAAGCGGCCAAAGAGAAAGAGGUCCUCCGAGUCAAAUUUGAGGAGUUGGAAGACAAGCUGAGGUCUGACCGUCUCGCGAAGAAGGACGCUUUACGCGAGAAAACUCGCUUAGAGCGGUUGGUCGCUUCCCUCGAGAAAGAGAAGGCCGAGCUCGAGGAAGAGAGGGACGCUGUCGUUGGAACGCUGGUCAAAGAGAGGCAACGUCUGAGGGACUCUAGAGUUCAGGAGGUCACCCGCGAGAGGAUCAAGGUUCAAACGGCUAUGGCGGACAAGUCUACUCGCUGUGUAGGUAAGAUGAAGGGCUAUCUGGAUCGCCUUAACGCGCUAGUGAAGGCCAAGAAUCUAUACGGGCAGGCUUCAGGGACGAAAAAGUGCCUUGAGAUGAUAAGAGAUAGCGGGACCGAGAUCCCGCAGAGUAUGAUCGACAUCUUUUCGGAGCAGGAGUAG
Molecule: messenger RNA, 2325 nt
Organism: Brassica napus (rape)
Lineage: Eukaryota; Viridiplantae; Streptophyta; Magnoliopsida; Brassicales; Brassicaceae
Product: meiosis-specific protein ASY2-like
Exons: 6
Coding region: 1-2325 (774 amino acids)
Source: RefSeq, a predicted model, not a curated record